Molecule: messenger RNA, 1525 nt
Organism: Carcharodon carcharias (great white shark)
Lineage: Eukaryota; Metazoa; Chordata; Chondrichthyes; Lamniformes; Lamnidae
Product: solute carrier family 35 member G2-like
Exons: 2
Coding region: 145-1368 (407 amino acids)
Cellular component (GO): membrane
Source: RefSeq, a predicted model, not a curated record
UCCAGGUUCUCUUGCAGCUGUUUGCCUUGUGCUCUGUCUAGGUGAAGGAGAGAGAGGUUAGAGCUUGGGAAGUACGACCAUCUCUGCCGCGCAGCAUCUCCCCCUGGUGCCUUCUGCUCAGGGAAGAGAUUCUGCUUCAGAAAAAUGGCAUCCUCGCCUAUUAAGACAACACACCCCUUGAAGAAAAGAGUGAAAAUCCACCCAAACACAGUGACUGUGAAAUAUACGGCACAUUACCCACAGCCAGAAGAAGAGGGUUAUGAAGAGACAUACCUGGACAGUGAAAAUUAUGUUGAAGACAACCCAAAGAAAAAACUUCUUGGUGACACUAAAAAACAAGGAAGAACACACUUUGGGACAAUUGAUGUUCGUCAGAGUUUAUCAGAAGAACAGACAGAAAACACUGGACAAAGUGUGGCCUCUGAGCCAAGAAUAACCUGGGUAGCUCUGGUUGGUGCUGCCUUGGCCCAUGGUUGUGUUGCAUUAAUAACUCGACUUGCUGCUGAUCGGUCAAAAGUGCCGUCACUGGAGCUCCUCUUCAUUCGUUCUGUCCUGCAGAUCUUUGCUGUUGUGGUUGUCUGCUAUGGCAAUGAGCAUCCUCUUGGACCCAAAGGAUACAGGAUGGGUCUGUUUCUCUAUGGGGUAUGCAAUGUCAUCUCCAUUACCUGCGCCUACACCUCCUUUGCAAUUGUACCCCCAAGCAAUGGGACCAUUAUGUGGAGAGCUACCACCACAGUCUUCAGUGCCAUUCUAGCCUUUCUACUGGUAGAUGAAUGCUUGGACUAUACUGACAUUGUCACAGUAGUCUGCAGUGUCUUUGGCCUUUGCCUGGUAAUGAUCCCAAAUAUUGUUGAUGAAGAUAAUUCAUUGGUGGGCCUUUGGAAGGAAGCCUUUGGCUAUACCAUGACAGUAAUGGCUGGGUUGACCACAGCUCUGGCCAUGAUCAUUUACAGAGCUAUCAAAGAAAAAGUUAGCAUGUGGACUGCUCUUUUCACCUUUGGAUGGACAGGUACAGUUUGGGGUGCAUCCACAAUGUUUAUCCUACAAGAGCCUAUUAUACCAUUGGAUGGAGAAACCUGGGGGUAUCUAUUAGGGAUCUGUAUCUGUUCUACUGUGGCUUUCUUAGGUGUAUAUUAUGCACUAAAUCGAUUCCACCCAGCAUUAGUUAGCACAGUGCAACAUUUAGAGAUCGUAGUGGCCAUGAUCCUCCAAUUGCUGGUCCUCCGUAUGUUUCCAACCAUGUACGACCUUAUUGGUGGAUCACUAAUCAUCUUCAGUGUCUUUGCACUGACUGCUUACAAGUUUUACUGGGUCAACCGUAAUGGCAGACAGGAUUACCUGGAGAUAACAAAUUCCCCUAUCAAAUGAAUGUUAAUAAUGUCGUAACUAACUAGAAGAUUAAAUGUGAGCAAGCAGCUCUAUAAAUGUCAACUGUGCAAUGUUCUUUUGUUACUGUAGUGUCGAAAGAUGGUCAGUUGCUGUUACGUUCUCUGAAUGUUCUGUGGAAUAAAAUGUGCAGCAGACA